Molecule: messenger RNA, 1695 nt
Organism: Silurus meridionalis
Lineage: Eukaryota; Metazoa; Chordata; Actinopteri; Siluriformes; Siluridae
Gene: optc
Product: opticin
Exons: 7
Coding region: 251-1225 (324 amino acids)
Molecular function (GO): protein binding
Source: RefSeq, a predicted model, not a curated record
CAAAGCACAAAUCCCAACAGAAAAACAGACAGGUUGGAAGUAAAUGACAAAUUAUGGAAAAGGCUGUAGAAUUAGUGACAGCUGAGCAAACACUUAAAGGAACCUGGUCUGUCCCCCUCUUGACCCAUCAACUUUGUCUAUUUGGCUCUGGUAGCCCUUCGUCCAAGUCUGAGACGUUCUGCUGACCAACAGUGCUCAGAGAACAACUUGCGUUAUAGCAGCUUAUACACACCAACUCUAUGCACAAAAGAUGGCACUGUAUGUAGUGAUUGCUGUGGCCUUGCUUGGUUCCUGUUGGGCAGCUCCUCCAGUUGAUACUGAUUUGGUGAAUUACGAUGUGGAUUCAGAUACGUGGGACUUAAACAGCUAUGGAGAAUCAUAUGAAUAUGAUGACUUGGAUGAGGAAAUUGCGAAUGCCGGGUUUUCGAUUGAGGUUGGGACCAUGGCUCCUUCUUUGGCCAUUACUCAGACUCCUGCAGUUAUUCCCGAAGACAAAACAGAGGAAGUGACACUCUUACCCCAGACUACCAAACCCACAGUCCAACCUACUUUGGACUUCCAGGGCCCUGGACUUUUUGGGCCUGACACUGGCCUGGGGAUGCCUACGUGCCUGCUGUGUGUAUGCCUCAGUGGCAGUGUAUAUUGUGACGAUGCUGAUUUGAUCGAGAUUCCCCCUCUGCCCAAAGACACAACACACUUCUAUGCUCGGUUUAACAAGAUCUCUGUGGUCAAAGCAAAGGACUUUCUUAACUUGAACCAGUUGAAACGAAUUGACUUAACAGGGAAUCAGAUCUCUGAGUUGGAUGAGGAUACCUUCCGCCCUCUACCACAGCUUCAGGACCUAUUUUUAGCUGACAACAGGAUCCCGUCUCUGCCUGAGCUUCCAGCCACUAUGAAGUACAUCGAUGUUCGCAAUAACCGCCUGACGAGGGCUGGCAUGCACAGAGAAGCCUUUAAGGAAAUGAAAGAUUUGCAGUUCCUGUACCUGUCAGACAACCGACUGGAUUACAUUCCUGUUCCACUUCCUGAGAGUCUUCGAGUGCUUCACCUGCAGAACAACAACAUCCAGAGCUUGAAUGAGGACACAUUCUGCAACAGUCACGACCGAAGCUUUAUACGCAAGGCUCUGGAAGACAUUCGAUUGGAUGGUAACCCGGUGGACGUGAACCAGUAUGCUCAGGCUUAUGUCUGCCUGCCAAGAGUGCCUGUGGGAAAAGCACACUGAGUGUUAGAAGGGCAUAUGGCUACUCAACUGCUUCUGCUUCAGUGGAUUCAGGUAUUAUGAGAGUCACCGUAUUAGAUAAUAUGGCACAUGUAAGUCUUGGCCUUAAUUGACAUUUUAGUCAAUUGACCACUUAAAAUAGACAAAGGAUGAAUAGACAAUACUGUUAAUAGCCUAUUUACAUAUUCCCCUUUUUCUCAUUUAUUAGAAUAAACUAAAAUAUAUUUUAGUAAUCAUUGUGAUAUCUUUACAUAGAUUCCCUAUCUCCAAUUUCUGUAUGUCUUUUUCUGUCACAUAUUACGCGUGAAUUAUUUGAAUUGCUGCUGAACACUAUACUAAUUUUGAAAAUAUUUUGUAUCUGAAAUCAAUGUUUUUUGUCUUAUUUUGUUUUAAUGUCUAACAAUUAAAUGUUUUUAGAAUGUUGGAUGUGUGUUAAUAAAGUAUUAGUUUCUUACUUAAGGACCUAACCUACU